GGGGGCUAUGAAUCCGGGCGUUCUACAAAAACAAAGCAAGAAUGGAUUCGGUUCAAUGCCAGCAAGAGAAUAACUUUGAAAGUGCACAAUGACAUCUAGCAAGUUUGGAAAAAGUUUAGUAGCCUGUCUGUUAAAUGUUUCCGAGGCCAGGAAUAAAGAUAACAUAGAGAGGAUUGCCCGAGCUGCUUUAUUUAAUAUUCGUGGUCAGAAACAUCCAGACACAGCUGUGCUCAACGUGUUUUCCAACUAUGACUACAACCGGUCAGUUCUUACCAUCGUCUCUACAAGUGAAUGGAUAGGUAAGUCUGUUGUGUCUUCCUGUGUGGAAGGCUUUACAUGUAUCGACCAUUCCCGACAUGAAGGUGUACACCCCUGUCUUGGUGGCAUUGACUUGGUGCCCAUCUAUCCCUUAUCGGGAGUGACACUGGAACAGUGUGGUGAAAUUGCAAGAGGUAUUGCUGAGGAGCUGGUCACACAAGUUCCUGGGUGCAGUAUGUUUCUUUUUGGAUAUGCUGACAUAGCAGAGAUGAGAAGUUUAGCAGAUAAAAGGAGAUCUCUGGGUUGGUUUAGAAAAAACUGUAAUGUGGAUGAAAUUAAAGCUGAUGUUGGAAUGAAACCCUGUGGAAAAUAUGGAAUAACAGGUGUUGGUGCCAGCCCUUAUGUGAUGAACUGCAACAUCACUCUUGACACACAGGACUUGACCUCAGGAAAAGCAAUAGCAACUGCCAUUCGUGAACGAACAGGAGGGCUAAAAGGAGUGCAAGCAAUGGCCUUCCCGAAUAAGGGUCAGGUAGAAAUAGCUUGUAAUGUUGAGAGCUUCAGAGACAUUCCAGAGAACAUCUCUGCAGCCGAUGUAGAUAAAUAUGUCUCAUACCAUAUCUGUGGAGAUACCUUUUCUUAUAUAUCCCUUCAUCACAUUGAAGCUAAAGUUCAAAACCUGGCAGCUUGUAAAGGCAUCAAGACAACGGGAACUGCUCUUGUUGGGUUUACACCCCAGGAGUGCAGAGUCACAGCAGAAUAUGCCAUAUCACAUGGAAUAGGUGAAUUCUGGAAAAGAAGACAAGGAGUUUUCAUGUAAGAAAAAGUUUAGUAAUAAAGUUUGGCAUACAGCUU
Molecule: messenger RNA, 1113 nt
Organism: Hyla sarda
Lineage: Eukaryota; Metazoa; Chordata; Amphibia; Anura; Hylidae
Gene: FTCDNL1
Product: formiminotransferase cyclodeaminase N-terminal like
Exons: 6
Coding region: 89-1078 (329 amino acids)
Molecular function (GO): folic acid binding; transferase activity
Source: RefSeq, a predicted model, not a curated record